GCGUUUCCGCUUCCUGUUUCCGGUGGGCGGGCACACGUGGUGUAUUUUCCGGCUUCUCCGUCAGGCGUUUGCUGCUUAUCCGGGAAAAAGCCGUGUGUUCAGACGUCUCCUGUCCGGGUUGUAGACGAGGAGCGGCUCCAUGUCUGACAACGAGGACAACUUUGAUGGAGAUGAUUUCGAUGAUGUUGAAGAGGACGAGGGCCUAGAUGACUUGGACAAUGCAGAAGAGGAGGAUCAGGAGAAUGUCGCCAUCUUACCUGCUGGCGAGGGGCAGCCAUCAAACCAGAAGCGCAUUACAACAAAUUACAUGACUAAGUAUGAGCGGGCCCGGGUCCUCGGGACUAGAGCUCUGCAGAUAGCAAUGUGUGCACCAGUUAUGGUGGAGCUGGAAGGAGAAACUGAUCCUCUGCUUAUUGCUAUGAAGGAGCUCAAAGCCAGGAAGAUCCCUAUAAUCAUCAGACGCUAUCUCCCCGAUGGCAGCUAUGAAGACUGGGGAGUGGACGAGCUCAUAAUCACUGACUGACGCUGCCGGACUUUAUCACGACCACACGAAGCUUCCUCUUUUAUCCUUCUCCCUUACCUUCUAUUGUACAUAAUUUUAUAAAAAAAAAAAAAAUGUAAAUUAGUUGUAUUUAAUAAAAAAAAAAUCCAAAA
Molecule: messenger RNA, 654 nt
Organism: Hyla sarda
Lineage: Eukaryota; Metazoa; Chordata; Amphibia; Anura; Hylidae
Gene: POLR2F
Product: RNA polymerase II, I and III subunit F
Exons: 4
Coding region: 140-523 (127 amino acids)
Biological process (GO): DNA-templated transcription
Cellular component (GO): RNA polymerase III complex; RNA polymerase II, core complex; RNA polymerase I complex
Molecular function (GO): DNA-directed RNA polymerase activity; DNA binding
Source: RefSeq, a predicted model, not a curated record